AUGGGCGGGAAGGGCAAUGUGUCCGCGAAGGCCAGGAAGGCCGAGAAGGACGCGGCCAUGUCGGAAUUGAAGGCGAAAGAGAAGGAAGACAUGGAGUGGGCACAAGCAGGCGACGGUGCGUUGACGAAAGGGCAGGCGAAGAAGCUGGAAGCUGAACGGAAGCGUAUGGAGAAGCUUGAGAAGAAGCAGGAGAAGCAAGCGCUGCACGACGAGGAGAUCGAGGAGGCCACUGCGAAGAAGCAGAAGGAGAAGUGGCGGUACGACAAGCCCACGGCGCACGAGAUCCUCAAAGCCAAGGAGGCGGAUCACGCAGAGAAGAUGCGGAAGCGCGAGGAGUGGGUCAAGGCGCAGCGGCGCGAAAUGAGCGAACGGGACUACGCCAGGCUGGUGGACGUGGUGAUCAACAACAAGCGCGACGACUUCGUGGACGCGAGCAACCUCGCGGACGCGGUCAGGCAGCUCGAGGCCAUGGAGCUCCGCGGCAGCACGUCCAGCCCCAAGGUUGCCAUGACAUUCAAGCUGUACUACCCCCGCAAGAUUGAGGAGCUCAAGGCCGAGAAGCCGGGGUUGAAGCUGACGCAGUACAAGGACCUCGCGUGGAACGCCUGGCAGCGGUCGCCGGAGAACCCAAAGAACCAGCAGUGA
This is a messenger RNA of Pedinophyceae sp. YPF-701, 645 nucleotides long. Lineage: Eukaryota; Viridiplantae; Chlorophyta; Pedinophyceae. The record is from the annotation of a GenBank genome assembly.